AUGGUCACUAUAUUCACAAUGUUCAUCCCAGAGUCUCCUCGCUGGCUGCUGUCUCGGGGCAGAGUGGAGGAGGCAGAGGCCAUAGUGAGAGAUGCUGCUAAAAAGAACAAAAUCAAGCCUCCGCCGGUCAUCUUUAGUCCUUUGCAGAAAGAACUUCAAUGCGAGAGUAAGGCCCUCAACAUCUGUGACCUGCUCCGUUCCCCAAACAUCCGCUGGAUCUCCCUCACGCUGUGGCUGGUCUGGAACACCUUGACCAUUGCUUACUUUGCUCUUUCCCUAAACACGGCAAACCUUCACGGUAACGCUUACUUCAACUGUUUCGUGUCGGCUUUGGUUGAGAUACCAGCCUACACUUUGUCUUGGGUAAUGUUUCGCUGGUGGUCCAGACGACUGAGUCUCUCAUCAACCCUCUUCAUGGGAGGAGUGUUUCUACUCUCCGUACAGCUCAUGCCAGCAAACCUGGUUUAUCUCUCCAUAACACUGGAGAUGAUGGGGAAGUGUGCGGUGACGACAGCAUUUGCUAUUGUGUACGCAUACACAGCUGAACUCUACCCAACAGUGUUGAGGAAUACGGCCUUGGGGGCCUGCUCCAUGGCCUCCAGAAUAGGCAGCAUCAUUGCCCCAUACUUCAUUUACUUAAGAAGCUAUUCCGUUUCACUGCCUUACAUCCUUAUGGGAAGCAUGACAGUUGCGUCCGGGUUGCUGACCCUCCUGCUGCCCGAGAGCUAUGGAAUGCCUCUGCCUGACACCAUCAGUCACAUGCAACACCCCGGGUAA
Messenger RNA from Trematomus bernacchii (emerald rockcod), 777 nucleotides. RefSeq names its product solute carrier family 22 member 5-like. The coding region runs from base 1 to 777 and encodes 258 amino acids. Gene Ontology annotation, molecular function: transmembrane transporter activity. Gene Ontology annotation, cellular component: membrane. The transcript has 6 exons. Gene Ontology annotation, biological process: transmembrane transport. The record is from RefSeq and is a predicted model, not a curated record. NCBI's taxonomy places the organism in Eukaryota, Metazoa, Chordata, Actinopteri, Perciformes, Nototheniidae.